GUUUUCAUGCCAACUUCAACUGAAUUUUUAUCCAAGUCGAAACGAGAAGAAUGCUGGAAAUCACGUGAUGCUUAUUGGGAGUGUGUUACUAGCCUAUCCUCGGAAAAUCCUCAACCUGAUGAAAAACUGAUAAAACAACGAUGUGGUAGUCAAAGAAAAGCUUAUGAAGCUUCUUGUCCACAAACAUGGAUCAGCCUAUUUGAUAAGAAAAAAGAUUUUGAAUUAUUCAAAGCAAAGAAAUUUGAAGAGCGGUUGAAACAAGGUAUUAGUUGAGUUUGAUAAUUAUGCGUUGGCCUGAACUGAUAAUUUGCAAAUUUAUCCUAUUGUAAUUACGCAAUAUUAUGUGUGUAUAAAGAUAGAUAUACACAUAUUUAAUACAAUAAAAUAACUUACUUUAGAAGAUCUGGAUUUCUCCGAUGACGUAUGUUUAAUGUCACACAAACUCAAAGACUUCUAGGCGAAGACAAGACUCCAGGUGAACAUAGAAAAGACGGAGGUGAAGAAGAUAAUCAACAAACAGCACCAAUCACCAUCAACGGGACAGAUUUAACAGGGAUUGCAUGCUCCACUUAUAUAGGAAGAGUCGUUUCAACCACAGGCAGAUCAUGUCAGCUCACAAUGAAAUCCUUCAACCAAUCACACUAAAUCCC
Trichobilharzia regenti is the source of this 650-nucleotide messenger RNA. NCBI's taxonomy places the organism in Eukaryota, Metazoa, Platyhelminthes, Trematoda, Strigeidida, Schistosomatidae. The record is from the annotation of a GenBank genome assembly.